Molecule: messenger RNA, 5328 nt
Organism: Geodia barretti
Lineage: Eukaryota; Metazoa; Porifera; Demospongiae; Tetractinellida; Geodiidae
Source: the annotation of a GenBank genome assembly
AUGGAUGCGUCACGCCGGUUCUGCCCUGACGACGCGCCGGACAUCUACUCGUUCAUAGGCCAGCCGCCCACCGCAAAGCGCUUUGACUACACAGAGGCUUGGAGGCAGGUCGAGUCGUUCUUUGUAAGAAACGGUCACACGUCCAUAAGUAGGUAUCCAGUGGUGUGCCGCUGGCGCGACGAUCUCUUCUUCACCAUAGCCAGCAUAGUGGACUUUCAGAGGGUGAUGGGCUCAAAGGUGGUCUUUGAGUUUCCCGCAAAUCCGCUGGUGGUGCCGCAGACAUGCCUGCGCUUUAAGGACCUGGAAAAUGUGGGCGUUACUGGACGACACUUUUCCAGCUUUUGCAUGAUAGGUCAGUGCGCGGUUCCGGAUCAGGACGGGUACUGGAAGGACCGGUGCGUGGAACUGGACUACCGGCUGGUAACAGAGCAAUUCGGGAUCCCCGGCGAGGAGGUCACGUUUGUCGAGGAUGUCUGGGUAGGCGGCGGCUCGUUUGGAUCCUCGCUGGAGUACUUUGUCCGCGGCCUGGAGCUGGGCAAUGCCGUAUUUACCGAGUUUCAGGGAGAGCUGGGAAAGCAUACGACCUUGGACCAGAGGGUCAUAGACAUGGGCGCCGGCCUUGAGAGGCUGGCCUGGAUCACCGCGGGCACGCCCACCGCGUAUGACUGCUGCUUUGGACCUGUCAUUGACAGGCUGUUUGAGAUGGCCGGCGUGGAUCCCGAAGCGGGAGCUCCGGUAGCAUACUUUACAGAGAUCGCAAAGGCGCUGGACAGGCUCGACCCGCGGGAUCUGCGGAGGCGUGCGGCAUCUCGUGCUGGAAUUGCGGAGGAUCAGAUAAGCCGGCUGGUCGUACCCAGAGAGGGCGCGUACCUGAUAGCGGAUCACCUUCGAACCCUGAUCUUUGCCAUCGCCGACGGCGCCCUGCCAAGCAAUGUUGGGGGCGGGUACAACCUGCGCAUAAUGCUGCGCCGCAUAAGCGGAACCAUAAACAAGCUGGGGAUCAGGCCAGACAUCCCGGAGCUGGUGGAUCUGCACAUCGACUACCUUAUGAGGACGUACCCGGAGCUGGACGCCCGGAGGGACGACGUCAAGACGAUCCUGGAUAUCGAGUCCAGGAGGUACGAAGAGUCAAAGUCCAGAAUGGGCAGGAUUGCGCACAGGAUAAACAGGAAAGAUCGGCCGCCUACCGUGGACGAGCUGAUAACGCUCUACGAGUCGGACGGCAUCACGCCGGACUACCUCAUGGAGACGGGGGUCAUCCAGGAGGUUCCUGCCACGUUCUAUACCAGGCUGUCACAGCUGCACCAGGACAGAAGGGAGGGUGCUGCGGUGCAUCUCCCACUGGAGGGGCUGGACGAGACUGCGGCACUGUACUAUGCAGACGAUCCCGCCACAUUCGAUGCCAUGGUGCUGCGGGUGAUCGAUGACAUGGUGGUGCUGGAUCGGACAUCGUUCUAUCCAAGGGGCGGGGGGCAGGAGCCGGACCACGGGAAGAUAGACGGCUUUGCGGUAGCCGAUGUACAAAAGCACGCAGGCAUCAUACUUCACAGGCUGGAGGGGGGCGUGCCCCGGGAGGGCAAAACGGUUUCGUGCAGCGUUAACCAGAAGAGGAGAGCGGGCAUCACAAAACACCACACCGGCACCCACAUCCUGAACGCAUCGUCCCGGAAGGUCCUGGGUUCCUGGGUCUGGCAGCACUCGGCUUUCAAGGAGGAGGAUCAUGCAAGACUGGACAUUACGCACCACUCCUCGCUGACCGGCGAGCAGGUGCAGAGGAUAGAGGAUGAGGCAAACGCACUGGUAGGGGAGGACCGCCCGGUGACCGUGGAGAAUCUUGAUCGAGGAUCCGCAGAGCAGAGGUACGGCUUUAGGAUAUACCAGGGCGGUGUCGUUCCCGUCAAAUCGGUGAGGAUAGUCUCGAUCCAGGACCGCGACGUGGAGGCCUGCGGGGGUACCCAUGUAAAGAGGACAGGCGAGAUCGACCUCAUAAGGAUCACAAGGAACAAGAGAAUCCAGGACGGCGUUGUGCGCCUCGAGUUCGUAUCUGGAGAGGCCGCAACAAAAUACGUAGCAAGGGUGCACAAGCAGGCAGCGCAGGACGCCGCAGAGGCCAAGAGCAAGGAGCGCGUACUCGCGGAGAGGGAGGAGCAGAGGAGCAUGGCCCGGCAGGACAUACCGGUGCUACUAGCUGGAAUAUCUGCCAGUGCCGAACCGCAGGAGCCCGGCCAGUGCCGCGUCAUACGCACAAGUAGCUCCCGUUUUACCAUAGAGGAGUGCGGGAACCGGCGGGCCCACCGCACCGGCAUAGAGCGGUGGCGCACCGGCACCGGGUGGUUCUACUGCACAUCAGACCAGAGAUACGGCGAGCGCUUUCACAUAAAGAUGGGCAGGGACCUGAUGAAUGCAGAGCCUGGUUCGACAUACUGCGGCCUGCUUGAGGCGGGUCCCACGGUCAGGAUAAUGAUGCGCAUAAACUGGAGCGACAUAGAGGGAAAGUGGAGAAGGAGAUGGCAGGAGGCCGGCCAGUUCGAGGCCGACACGGAAGACAGGCCAAAGAAGUUCAUCACGGUGGCGUAUCCCUACCCCAACUCGCCGCAGCAUGUGGGGCAUGGCCGCACGUACACGAUAGCCGACAUCCACGCCCGAUUCUACCGCAUGAACGGAUACAACGUGCUCCUUCCCAUGGGGUUCCACUACACCGGCACACCCAUUCUGGGCAUGGCAAAGAUGGUAGAGGCAAAAGACAGGGAGCUGCUAAACGGCCUGAGGGACAUAUACCACGUACCCCAGAAGGAGAUCGAGACCUUCGUCGAGCCGAUAAGGAUUGCCGACUACUUUCACGCAGAGAUAAAGGCAGGCAUGAUAGAGAUGGGCUACUCGAUAGACUGGAGGCGGGAGUUUACCACCAUAGACCCGGCGUACCAGAGGUUCAUCGAGUGGCACAUCAGCAAGCUCAAGGAGAAGGGCCUGAUAAUACAGGGCUCACAUCCGGUCGGCUGGUGUCCGCAGGAUCAGAACCCAGUAUCGCAGCACGACACACUGGGCGACGUGGAGCCCGGGUUCACAGAGUACAUGAUGAUAAAGUUUCAGUGGGAGGGGUACGUGAUUCCCACCGCCACGCUAAGGCCGGAGACGAUAUUUGGUGUGACAAACCUGUGGGUAAAUCCGGAUACCACCUACAGAAAGGUGACGGUCAACGGCCAGAAGUGGAUCGUGUCAAAGGAAUGCGCGUACAAGAUGGGGUUUCUGGGCAUGAAGGUAACAGACGAGGGCAGCAUCCCCGGCUCCCAGCUUGCCGGGGGUACGGCCACAUCCCCCCACAACGGCGCCAAGGUUCCGAUACUAGAGGCCGGCUUUGUGGAUCCGAACACCGGCACCGGUCUUGUAAUGUCUGUUCCCGCGCACGCCCCAUUUGACUAUCAGGCGCUAGCAGACUAUGAGAGGGGCCGCCCCUACGUGGGCCGCCGCAUCGAACCCAUUCAGGUUAUAUCCACCGACGGAUACGGCAGCGUCCCUGCCAAGGAGGCAGUGGAGAAGUCUGGCAUCACCAGCCAGAACGAUCCCCGGCUGGACGAGGUAUCGGCCGAGGUGUACAGCAAGGAGUUUUACGGCGGCACACUGCUGCCAAAUACCGGGCAGUUUGCGGGCAGGGAGGUGUCUGAUGCCAAGGACGACAUAAAGAAAUGGCUCGCCUCCUCCGGAUACUGCGAUAUACUGCUGGAGCUUGCGAGAACGGUAAGGUGCCGCUGCGGCGCCCAGUGCGUUGUAAAGAUAUUCUCGGAUCAGUGGUUUCUCAACUAUGCCGACGAGGGCUGGAAGAAUAUGGGCAGGGAGUGCAUUGACGACAUGAGCAUACUGCCCCCCGAGAUCAGGGGCGAGUUUCACAACGUGAUCGGAUGGUUACGGGAACGCGCCUGCGCAAGACAGCGCGGCAUGGGGACAAAGAUCCCAUGGGACAGGAACUGGAUCGUGGAGAGCCUGGCAGACUCGGUGAUAUACAUGGCGUACUACAUAAUUGCCAAGUACGUCAACGAAGGGAGAAUAGACGGCGCGGUCCUGCCUCCCGAGUUCUUCGACUAUGUGCUCUUAGGCGCCGGAACCGCCGAUGAGAUUCCCGGGGUGCCGGCGGAUGUGGCGGUGGAGAUCCGCAACGAGUUUGCGUACUUUUACCCUGUGGACUCGCGCCACUCGGGCCGGGAUCUGGUUCCGAACCACCUCACGUUCUUUGUUCUGAACCACGUGGCCACGUUCCCCCAGAAGCACUGGCCGCUACAGAUUGUGGUAAACGGCUCCGUUCUGAGUGGCGGAAAGAAGAUGUCAAAGAGCAUGGGAAACGUGACACCGCUGAGGCAGGCGAUCCGGGAGCACGGGGCGGAUCCCAUCAGGCUCACCAUCAUAAUAUCCGCCGAACUCCUGCAGGAUGCAGAGUUCAACUUCGAGUCGGUGGCUGGAAUCACCCGCAAGCUGGAGACGAUGGUGGACGUGUGUUCGGGACUGAAGGGUCACGGCGCCGAACCUCCGGCCAUGGUCCACGCAGAAGAUCGAUGGAUCCUCAGCAGAAUGCACAAGCUCGUCGCAGACAUCACCGACAGCACAAAAAACAUGAGACUCCGGGAGGCGCUUCACCACAUUCUGUUCUCGUUCGAGUCGGAUCUCUCAUGGUACGCCGCGCGGGCAAAGGCCAAGGGCAGGUACGGAGACGCCGACUGCAUGGGCAUACUGCACCGGGUGUACACCGCCCGGGUAAAGAUGCUCGCCCCCUUUGCGCCCCAUAUAGCCGAGGAGAUGUGGGAGGUGUUGGGAAAUCCAGGGAUGGUGUCCCGGUCCGACUGGCCUGUCGCUCCUCAGGAUCUGGACGACGCAGCUGUCCUGACAGAGGACAUGCUUCGAGCCGCCGUAAAUGACAUCACGAACAUACUCAAGGUUACAAAGAUCACGCCGCGCCGGAUCACGGUGUACACUGCCAGUCCCUUCAAAUCAAAGGUGUAUCGUGCAAUACUGAAGAUCAUGGCAUCGGGCCAGAUCGCCAUGGGCGCCAUAAUGAGGGAGCUGAUAGAGGAUCCCGAGAUGGGUGGCAUCAAGAGGCACUCUGACUUUGUUCAAAAGGCCAUCAAGGAUGUGCUGUCGGAGUCAGAGGAGAUCAGGCGGCUCAGAGCUGAAACUUCGCUGGAUGAGAGGCAGAUACUUGCAGGCGAGCUUGGUGCCCUGGUCCAGAGGGAGUUUGGUGCACAGGUAUCCGUACAUGCCGAGGAUGAUGAGGAUGUUUAUGACCCAAAGGGCAGGGCUCGACAUGCACGGCCGUUCAAGCCGGCUCUGCUCAUAGAGUAA